Colius striatus (speckled mousebird) is the source of this 684-nucleotide messenger RNA. NCBI's taxonomy places the organism in Eukaryota, Metazoa, Chordata, Aves, Coliiformes, Coliidae. The record is from the annotation of a RefSeq genome assembly.
AUGAACCUAAGCUUCUUUGACCAAUUUACAAGCCCAUGCCUUUUAGGAAUCCCCUUAAUUGUUAUCUCAAUAUUAUUUCCCUCCUUACUAAUCCCAAACUUUGAUAACCGAUGAGUUACCAACCGCCUAUCUACUCUACAAUCCUGACUUCUAAACCUCAUUACCAAACAACUAAUAAUCCCCAUAGACAAAAAGGGCCACAAAUGAGCCCUAAUCCUCACAUCCCUAACAAUCCUUCUAUUAACAAUCAAUCUACUAGGACUACUUCCAUACACAUUUACCCCCACCACUCAACUAUCAAUAAACAUAGCACUAGCCUUUCCUCUAUGGUUUGCCACCCUACUCACAGGCCUACGAAACCAACCCUCAAUUUCCUUAGGCCACCUCCUUCCCGAAGGUACCCCAGCCAUACUGAUCCCAAUUCUAAUCCUAAUCGAAACUACCAGCCUACUAAUUCGCCCACUAGCCCUAGCAGUUCGCCUUACAGCCAACCUCACAGCAGGUCACCUCCUUAUUCAACUUAUCUCAACAGCUGCAACAGCUCUUCUUCCAAUUAUACCAACAAUCUCCGUCCUAACUACAAUCAUCCUCCUCCUACUCACAAUUCUAGAAGUUGCAGUAGCUAUAAUCCAAGCCUACGUUUUUGUCCUGCUACUUAGCCUAUACUUACAAGAAAACAUCUAA